Molecule: messenger RNA, 236 nt
Organism: Rubroshorea leprosula
Lineage: Eukaryota; Viridiplantae; Streptophyta; Magnoliopsida; Malvales; Dipterocarpaceae
Source: the annotation of a GenBank genome assembly
CCAUCUCACUGCCUUCAGUUUCUUCUUCUUUCAGGAUGUCGCUGCGUCACCUACUCGUCUGGUUAAACGACGGAGUUUCCAGUUUAGCUACGUCCACCUCUCAAGCUUUUCACUACUCGUGGCUAGAGGAGAAAAGGGGACAACCGCUUUGAAAUUAUAUUUAUUGGCAUUUUCUUGGCUGGGGAAAUAUAAAAAAAUAAAAACAGUGAAAACAUAAAUAAAUAUUUUUAAUGAAU